AUGGCUUUCACAUCUGUUCUUAAUGAGGAAAUCGGUCCUCUUCCAGCCAAAGGCCCAAAGACCGGCAAAACCAUCCAAGAGCUUUUCUCUUUGAAGGGAAAGGUUGCCUCCGUUACUGGUUCUUCCUCUGGUAUUGGUUGGGCUGUUGCCGAGGCUUACGCUCAGUCUGGUGCUGACGUGGCUAUUUGGUACAACUCCACUCCAGCUGAGGAGAAGGCUAAGCAAUUGGCCGACAAAUACGGUGUUCGCGCCAAGGCAUACAAGUGUAACAUCAGCGACUACGAGCUGGUGACCAAGACCAUCAACCAAAUUGAGGAGGACUUCGGUGCUCUUGAUGUGUUCGUCGCCAACGCCGGUGUUCCAUGGACCUCUGGUAAGUCCCAUGAGGUUGAAGGUUUGGGUGACUGGCAAAAGAUCAUCGACUUGGACUUGAGUGGUGUCUACUACUGUGCCAAGGCCGUUGGUCCAAUCUUCAAGAAGAACGGCCACGGUUCCUUCAUCAUCACUGCUUCUAUGUCUGGUCACAUUGUGAACGUUCCACAAUUGCAAGCUCCAUACAACGCUGCCAAGGCUGCAUGCAUUCACCUCGCCAAGAGUCUUGCUGUCGAGUGGGCUCCAUUUGCUCGUGUCAACUCCGUUUCUCCAGGCUACAUUCUCACAGACAUUUCUGAGUUCUGUCCCGAUGAGAUGAAGGGUAGAUGGCACUCUUUGAUUCCAUUGGGUAGAGAGGGUGAGACCCAAGAGUUGGUCGGUGCCUAUGUGUACUUGGCUUCUGAUGCAUCUACUUACACCACUGGUACCGAUCUUUUGGUUGACGGUGGAUACUGUGCCCCAUAA
This is a messenger RNA of Australozyma saopauloensis, 837 nucleotides long. Its product is annotated as SDR family oxidoreductase. Lineage: Eukaryota; Fungi; Ascomycota; Pichiomycetes; Serinales; Metschnikowiaceae. The record is from RefSeq and is a predicted model, not a curated record. Gene Ontology annotation, cellular component: intracellular anatomical structure. The transcript has a single exon. Gene Ontology annotation, molecular function: oxidoreductase activity, acting on NAD(P)H, oxygen as acceptor. Bases 1 to 837 code for a protein of 278 amino acids.